Messenger RNA from Anopheles merus, 2648 nucleotides. RefSeq names its product zinc finger CCHC domain-containing protein 8 homolog. Lineage: Eukaryota; Metazoa; Arthropoda; Insecta; Diptera; Culicidae. The transcript is spliced from 2 exons. Gene Ontology annotation, molecular function: RNA binding. The record is from RefSeq and is a predicted model, not a curated record. Bases 99 to 2075 code for a protein of 658 amino acids. Gene Ontology annotation, cellular component: catalytic step 2 spliceosome.
CCGUCAACAAAAGGUAAACAACAGCAGACAGUGAUUUCCGAUGAAAACACUUUUGGCGGCGUUCGGUAAAAUAAAGGAAAGCAAAAACAACUUUAAUAAUGGACGAGAACUCAACAAGUGAAAAUAAUACGACACCACGGUUAGAAGCCGCAAACUCUAACGAUAGCGAUAUAGAGAUUUUGGAAACGAGCGUGCCCGUAGUUAGUAUUGAUCUCGACAAUGACGAAGUUAAUGGUUCGCAAGUGGACGCUCCACUGAUAGCGAUUCGCUUCAGAAACAAGGAAUUAUUUGAAAAGCUACAAAAAGCCGUUUCCAGUGCAUUAAAAGCAGUGUUUCAGGAGCAUCUACCUAACGAGUCGAUAAACGUUGCGCAAGGAAAGGAUGGCUGCUCCCUGGAGGCACAGGAGAAGGGCGCUUCGGAGACCGACCGCUGGUUCGUUAUCGACUCCACACCCAUGAAGAACAAAAAGAACGAUAGUCAGAUACCGAGCUACAAGAAAUCGAUGAACAAAGUGUUCGAUGGACAGACGCCACCGCCCGCUUCCGGUUCGCUCUCGAAGCGACCGAAAGGUAAACAAACCUGCUGGAACUGUGAGGGCGAUCAUGCGCUGAAGGAUUGCAAGCAGCCGCGCAACUAUACGCGUAUCCGACAGAAGAAGGAAGAGUUCCAGCGAAAGACUGACCGCUACCACGCCGACCUGGAGCAGAAGUACGGUCAUUUCAGGCCCGGCGCUUUGAGCGAAGGUUUGCGCGGUGCACUCGGACUCGGCUCGCGCGAUCUGCCACUGCACGUGUACCGGAUGCGCAUGUUUGGCUAUCCGCCGGGUUGGCUCGAGGACGCAAAGAUUACCCAUUCCGGGCUGCAGCUGUUCGGAUCGAACGGCGACGCAGUGCAGCACUCGGACGAAAGUGACGGCGAGGUGGACAAUGCACGCAUGAAGUAUGAUGUGCGGAAAAUAAUAGAGUAUCCCGGAUUUAACGAGCCACCGCCGGAGGGAAUGUUUGACGACUGGAAGUACUAUAAAGUGCCACCCUAUACGGAGGAGCUGGGGCGGGAUAACAUGAUCCGGCAGCUGGAGGGCACGUUGGUUGGAGGCUAUCGACGCAAGAAGCUUAAGAUGUCCAUCGAACCAGACGCAGAAACUAACGAUGAUCCCACUGUAAAUAGGGAAGUAGUGGAUAUGGACGCGAUGGAGUGUAGUCCUCCGCCGCCGGAAGCAGCCAAGUCGAAUGAGCUAGAGGAUGGUGAGCUGUCUUCUGAUACUGAAUCUAAUAACGCGACCUCAGCAGUUGAUGAUAGUGUGAUUCUGGUCGAGACUCCCGUGGAAGUGAUCUCAUUGGAUGAUACGCCUUUGGUCGUGCCUGAGCCCGCUCCACCAUCCCCCACGUUGGCUGAUCUGCAGGCAAAACAGAAGCAACUCGAAGAUCAGUUGGCCAACAAUGUUACGAUGACGGAAGAAUCUUCAUUUGUGAGUGACAUUUUGCUUGCCGAGAAUCUAGCGGCUGACCAGUCCAUGGAAGAAUCGCCUUCCUCAUCGUCCCUUCCGGCAGCACCGGCCGAUACUGUACCGACGCAGCCCGCAGAACAGCUGGCCAACUGUACGGUUUUGUCAGAAGAUUGUUCGUUUAUGAACGACAUACUGCUGGCCGAAAAGCUGGCAGCCGAACAGUCUCUCCAGGUACCAUCCACUUCAACGGCUCCUUGCUUUAUCGAACCACCGCGACCUCCAUCUCCACCGAAAACGAAUACGCUUAACGAGUGUGAGCCAUCGGAACGGCCGCCCGAACCGGAAACGUUCGAUCUCGGCGAAAUAGCCAUGAACAAAGUGCCCUACAUUGACGAACCCGCCAGCAUGGGGCUGAAGCGAAUGUCACUCGGAACGCCGAUACUGAAAGCGUUCACGCCGUACGAUACGUUGCCAAGUGGGGAAGCAUUUUCAAAGGGCGUUAGCGACGUGAUACACUUUGAGAAUCUUCCCGACUCGACGGGAAAAUAUGAACAGAUGAAGUCCCUGUUGUCGGAAGUGCGGCAGAAGAUGAACAAACAUCUGCGCGAAAUGGAUGAUGGACGAUAGGUAGAGAGAGAGAGAGAGAGAGAGAGAGAGAGAGCGAGGAAUGAACGCAGAGGAAGCAGUGUUUGUAACUAGACUAGAACUAUAAGAACUAGACUAGGCUAGAUCUACUUUCGAAAAAGAAUUAGAAUUAUCGAAAGGAACUCGAGCGAUUCAGUGUGUUGCAAAUAUCUCAAUACCAGCCAAUGGUUUCUGAUUAAAAAAAUACAUGCAGAAUAUGACCAACACUAAACUCACCGAGAAUUAAUUGAAAUAAAUGAGCUAAAAAAGAAGGAUCGCUUCUUGACAAAAAAAAAAGCUUGACAAAGAAUUACUACGAAAUUUUAUACUGACGACGCUCGUUGUUUAGAAGCAUACGGUCGAGGAAAGAUAACACAAUCAACGCAAUGACUGAAUCUACGAUUACAAUGUACAUACGUCCAUUAAGUUAAGAUUAACCUAGCUGAUUGAAACCGUUUGGGUUAAAUUAACGGGUGCGUAGAAGCACGUACAUUUUGAUGUCAUUUGCUCACGAAUGCAUUUGACAUCAAUCAGAUUUGGAUUUAAAAAAAAGAUGAAUAAAAUUCGAACUUGAAG